AAUGUCAGACGUACAGUACUACUCGACGCAAGGUCGCGGGCAGCGAGUUUUUGUACUUAAAACUUAAUUAAAUUCGGCCUAACGAUACGACCGAACCGAGAAGCCAUAAUUAGUUAACUUCUAGUGCGCUAAUGUUCAAGUUAUUAGACAAAGUUGGUACUAGUUUUCUAUUUUUAACACCACAAUGGAUGGUACUUACGACGAGAUCAUCUCCGAUAACCCGUUCUUCGUUGAAUUAAAGUCAGAAUAUUCUAAUUUAUUUCAACAUUGUAUAACACAAUCUUGGGUAAUAUGCGUCCCUCGGAUCGGAAGUUUAACGACUCGUGUGUUCACCGUCGAAGAUUUUUGUGCUCAUAUACUUGUUCCAAGUGACGAGUUGCCGGAGACUCAUUAUAGUACGCUAACAGAGAAACAAUUGACUGUGUCCAAUAAAGUGAUUACACUUGAAGUGACCAACGGAUUGCCUCUGCAAAGCCAUAUACUGUUUGAAGAAACAUUUUACACAGAAGACUUUAUCAAGUACAAAGUGUGGUGUGUUGAAACUCCUCUGGAACCUACAACUAACUUCAGUGAUAAUGCAAUAUCGAAAGAGUAUCUUACAUCAAUCAAUGACUGCAUUGACUUGCUCUGGACACAAGCUGCUGGCCGUCAAGUUCUGGACCAAAUUGAGCACAGUGUACAAUCAUUUUUAAAGAGCCAUCCUACACUACCUGUUGCAGUAGCACCUCUGAGGGACACAGUAAGUGAACUUUACACACAAUGCCUUCAAAUUGCCUUACAAAACCGAAGACUCAGAGACAAAUCAAAGUCUUGUAAACAAGUGCUGGAAAAUGUAAAGUUAGCUGUAGAAUGCUACAUGCAGCACUUACUGUUUGAUGCCUUAUUCAAACCAAUAUGCACCUCCUGUGCCUAUGAAGACUCACACCUCAAUAAGAAAAUAAGGAACAUGUGUGACAUCCAACUAAGAGACCUGGACAUCAAAAAAGAUCUGUACCAUGCAGUGCCCAGAGCUAAACAAAUUCUAUCCAAGAUAGACACAUACAACACAGUGCUUGAAAAAGUGUUAUGUGUGAAACAAGCCUUAAAUGCCAUCCACAAGAAGGAUGACAGUAACAAUAUUGUCCUACUAACAGCUGAUGACCUAUUACCUGUGUUUGUGUUUCUAGUCAUCAAGUCUGGCCUCCCCAAUUGGUACAGCCAACUAAUGUACAUGAAAGAGUUCCGGUUCAGCAGUGUUGGCAAAGGUGAUGCUGAUGAGAGCUCCUUCCUUAUCACUACUUUAGAAGCUGUCAUAGAACACAUACAAUCUGGAGCACUAACUGGAUCACCAGACCCCGAGUCCUAUUACUAUGAAAGCAAUCUAACAGAAGAAAAUGUAAAUGGCAGACAAAGAAAAAACAGCUUAACUGAAUCUAUAUCUACAAGUGACACCAACAGCAAAGAAGAGACUUUAGAAUACAUUUUUGAACUCAUCAAAGCAAAUCACUGUGAACAAGUAAAAACAAUUCUACAGAAAAAUCAAAAGCACCUCCAGAGUAUAAAUCUCAAUGAAAAUAAUGUUCUCAAAAUAGCUUUGGAUAACAAUCUAACUGAUGAUGAUGAUAGUGACACUGAAAUAUAUCACAAACUCUGUCACCCUUUGUGCAACUGCAAGAAAUGCUGCUGCAAAAUAUCUAAGAACUUAUUGAAGACUUCCCCCACUGUGACUUCUCGGGACAGUCAUGGGCUAACAGCAUUGCAUGUAGCCUCCAUUCAUGGUAAAGCGAAUAUAGUAGAAUCUCUAAUUGAAAUGGGUGCAGAAGUGAAUGCUACAGACCUCAAUGAAUGUACUCCACUCCACUAUGCAUCAUCCAGAGGUCACCAGAAUGCCUUGCUACUCCUUUUACACUCAGGAGCUGACAUAGAUAAAGCUAAUAUUGAUCAAAAUACUCCAUUACACAUGGCUGUCAACAAUGGCCACCUGAAUUGUGUCAAAGCACUUAUUUACUUCGCAGAGCACAGUAGGAGGAAGAUUAGGAUAAAUUGCGUGAAUGAGAGUGGGAACACGCCAUUACACAUGGCCUCUAAGUGGGGCUAUGAAGGAAUUGCAAGAUUACUAAUAGAAAAUGGAGCAGAGCCAUCUUUACAGAAUAAGUACAAUAAAACAGCUUUUGACUAUGCUCACAAUUUGAAGAUCAUGCAAGUUUUAAAAUCUUGUACUCCUAGUUUGUAUGAAUACAUACAUAUCACUAGUACAGAUGUUAAAGCUUUGAACUGCAAAUCUGACAGCCCUGCUCCUAUCAAAUUAAAAGUAUCUAACAAAGUGAGUGAUACUAAUAAUGUGUCAAAAGCAGUAGAAAAAUUAAAAUUAAUUGAUAGGAUAUUGAAAGCGAUAUCCUAUGGAGAUGUAAAGCUGGCCUGCUUUUAUAUGAACAUCAACUACUCUGCUUAUGUUGACAUGAAAGAUAAACCUGUCACUCCUGAGCAGACAACUCCGUGCCACCCACUGUGUGAAUGUGCUAUUUGCAAGAAAAAUAAUGAAACAAACUCAUCCGACUUUGAUAUUAAUUUCACUGAUACAAAUGGCUUCACUGCCUUGCAUUACGCAUCUAGAUAUGGUUUAGUUGAUUUAUGCAAGAUAUUGAUACAUAACAAAGCUGAUGUGAAUUGCUAUAACAAAAAAUAUCAAACUCCUUUACAUUUAGCAGCUUUGAAUAAUAAAAUCUAUGUGAUCCGUUUAUUAUUAGAUAGUGGCGCCAAUAUAAAUGCAAUUGAUAUAGCAGGGAACACUCCAUUGCAUGAUGUCUGUGCAAUGGGUAACAUAGGGGCUGCUAAAAUGUUACUGAGUUAUAACCCUGAUCUGUCAUUGCAAAAUGGGUCAGAUAAAACUGCACUUACCCUAGCUAAGGAGAAAGUUCACUUAACAAUAAUAGAUUUGAUAGAUAAGUAUUCAAGUGGUUUGUAAUGUAAGUAUAAUAAUACUUAGGGAUAAUGAGAGAAGUAUUUUUGAAGUAGGAUAGGCCUAUAGUAAUGUUGAUGUAGGGAAAACAUGUAUUUCAUAGCUUUAAUUUUGUACCAAUUUGUUUAUCCAUUUGCAUUUUUGAAUACAUUCCAAUUAUGUAUGUUAUCAUGUUUGUCACAAUAUUUUGUGUUCAUUAUUUUAAUUGUUUUUUCUACUAUAGUUUACAAGGCAUUUUAUAUAAAUAUAAAAAAUAAUGAUUCCCCUUUUUAAAAACUAUGAAAUUAUUGGAUUCUAUAUAUAUUUUCGAUGCAGUUUUACUUAUUAGUAGACUGUACUUGUGAAUAGUACAGACAUAUUAUUUAGGCUAUCAUUUGGAAUUACUACUUAUUGCUUUUUUUAAUUAGCUGUUUGACAGCUAUAUUUUAGAAUGUG
Spodoptera exigua (beet armyworm) is the source of this 3373-nucleotide messenger RNA. The record is from the annotation of a GenBank genome assembly. Lineage: Eukaryota; Metazoa; Arthropoda; Insecta; Lepidoptera; Noctuidae.